Schizophyllum commune H4-8 is the source of this 801-nucleotide messenger RNA. Its product is annotated as terpenoid synthase. NCBI's taxonomy places the organism in Eukaryota, Fungi, Basidiomycota, Agaricomycetes, Agaricales, Schizophyllaceae. Gene Ontology annotation, molecular function: prenyltransferase activity. The coding region runs from base 1 to 801 and encodes 266 amino acids. The record is from RefSeq and is a predicted model, not a curated record. The transcript is spliced from 2 exons. Gene Ontology annotation, biological process: isoprenoid biosynthetic process; ubiquinone biosynthetic process. Gene Ontology annotation, cellular component: transferase complex.
AUGCGCGACGACCGUGCGUCCUUCGCGCGCCCCUUCCCCCUCCAGACACCACCGACCAUCGCCCACCCACAACCCACCCUCGAUCCUUCCGCUUCACCCAUCCUCCUUCCCACACAGGUCCGUCUUGCGCAGAUCAUCGCCAUGAUACACACCGCGAGCGUCCUUCACGAGGGCGUAGCAGCCGGCAGCGAGGCAGCGCACGGGAACAAGCUUGCAAUUCUAGGCGGCGAUUUCCUUCUCGGGCGCGCCAGCUCCGCGCUCGCAGCUCUGGGCGCGGCGGAAGCCGUCGAGCUCAUCGCGGCCGCGAUCGCCAACACGGUCGAGGGCACGGUGAUGCGCGUCGCGACGAGCUCGCCGGCGGAAGCAUGGGCGUCGUACGUCCGGCGCGUAUACCUCGGCGGGGCGAGCCUGAUGGCGAAGGGCGCGCGGGCGGCGGUGGUGCUCGGCGGGUGUAGAGGGCAGCUGCCGGACGUGGCGUACGCGUUCGCGCGGAAUAUGGGCAUUGCGCAGCAGAUCAUGGAGGACGUGCGGGAGUGGGAGGCGGGCGGGAGCGACGUGACCGCGCCGCUACUGUGCGCAUGGAAGGUCAACCCGAAGAUGGGCGCGCUCGUCCAACGGGGGUUGGCGGACGAGGCGGACCUGGAUAUGGCCCGUGACUACGUCGAAGAAUACGACGGUCGAGAUCGCGCGCGGGAUGUAGCGCACGACUACGCAGCGCAAGCACGCGAGGUGCUCGCUGCGCUCCCGGAGAGCGGCGCACGGACAGCACUAGAAACACUGACCAUUGACGGCUUGGACUAG